CCACACCACCUUCUUUCGUCAAGAAUUCAACUUCAAUUCAUUCAUUCACCCAUGGCGGCUUCUUCAACCUCUUUGUUUCUGGUUUUCUCCUCACUCUUAAUCUUCACCUCUCUUCUUUACGUAUCAGAUGCAGAUUACUCAGCGCCCGUUAUGAAAGGAUUGUCAUGGGAUUAUCACCAUAAGACUUGUCAUAAGCUCGAAAAAAUCGUUCGAAAACAUCUCAAGAAAGUGUUCAAGGAGGAUGUUGGUCAAGCCGCUGGCUUGCUUCGCCUUCAUUUCCAUGAUUGCUUCGUUCAGGGAUGUGAUGGUUCAGUGUUGUUGGAUGGAUCACAUGGCGGACCAAGUGAACAAACAGCACCUCCAAACCAAAGUCUAAGGAAACAGGCAUUCAUCAUCAUCGAAGAUCUUCGGAAUUUGAUCCAUAAAGAAUGUGGUAGAGUCGUAUCUUGUGCAGAUAUUGUAGCUCUAGCAGCUCGUGAUGCCGUUCAUUUGUCAGGUGGGCCCGACUACGAUGUUCCAUUGGGAAGAAAAGAUGGACUGACAUUCGCCACACAAAACGCAACCCUAGCCAACCUUCCGGCACCAACAAGCAACGCCACCACCAUCCUCUCCGCUCUUGCCACCAAAAACCUCAACCCCACCGACGUAGUGGCGCUCUCCGGCGGCCACACCAUCGGAGUUAGUCACUGCUCAUCCUUCACCCCUCGUCUCUACCCCACCCAAGACCCCACCAUGGAGAAAACCUUUGCUCAUGGACUCAAAGAGGUUUGUCCCACAAACACCACUGAUGCAACCACCGUCAUGGAUAUCUAUUCUCCAAUCAAGUUUGACAACAAGUAUUAUGUCGAUUUGAUUAACCGACAAGGUCUUUUUACUUCCGAUCAAGAUUUGUACACUCAUAAAGAGACCAAACCAAUCGUGGAAAGUUUUGCACAUGAUGAGAAGUUAUUCUUUGAGAAAUUUGUGCAAGCCAUGAUCAAAAUGGGACAAUUGGAAGUGUUAACCGGUGGAAAAGGUGAGAUUCGUGCUCAUUGCUCGAUUAGGAAUCCCGAUAACAAGGGGUAUUUCUCGUACUUGGCAGAAGAGGAGGACCAAUACGAUCUUGAGUCGAAGGCAGAACUACGUUGAUGGAUGAUAUCAACACGAUAUGUUGUGGUUCGUUGGCUUGUCAUUAUGUACAAUUUUUUUUUUUAAUUUAAUAAGUGUUUAUUACGGCUUAAAAUGUGUAUUUAUUGUCAUUUUGUGUACUUUUGUAUACUUUCUAGUGUGAAAUAAUAUGGUAACGAGCAUCAUAAUGAAAAUUUCUAGUUACGGAUUA
Lactuca virosa is the source of this 1318-nucleotide messenger RNA. Lineage: Eukaryota; Viridiplantae; Streptophyta; Magnoliopsida; Asterales; Asteraceae. The record is from the annotation of a GenBank genome assembly.